This is a messenger RNA of Acaromyces ingoldii, 1735 nucleotides long. Its product is annotated as phosphoglycerate mutase-like protein. The coding region runs from base 363 to 1664 and encodes 433 amino acids. The transcript is spliced from 7 exons. Gene Ontology annotation, molecular function: phosphatase activity. NCBI's taxonomy places the organism in Eukaryota, Fungi, Basidiomycota, Exobasidiomycetes, Exobasidiales, Cryptobasidiaceae. The record is from RefSeq and is a predicted model, not a curated record. Gene Ontology annotation, biological process: dephosphorylation.
CUCGCGUUGUUUUUCAUCGCUUUGAAAGGAGAGACUAGUCCACCAAGGUGAGCGCUGCUUGCUGGGACGCGACUCUCGAACACGCACGUGAGAAAAUAAGGCUCGUUGCAUGCACGCCUUCGAGAACAACACUUUGGAGAGAGAAUAAUCGACCGGUCCGGCAAAAUCAGAAGGGCAGCGCGAGAGCCGACCACGUUCCCUCGGCGCGCAGGAGGACAAAGCUGCUUCAACCAGGAACAGAGAGAGCUUGGCGCAGAGGCUGCAUCGCAGUGAUGGAAUCGGCGAAUGGGGCGAAGGAAGCUGUAUAAAAGAGGGUUCUGCAAUGCGACAAUUCUUCUCUUUUCGAGAUGCAAAGGCUCCUGAUGGCAUCCUCGCCCAACCCCCUCUCGCCGGCAUACGUGCCUCCGAGCUUGAGCUGGUACUGCAACGCAGCGCACAUCACGCCCUCGGUCUACACCCUCCCGCCUCAGGCCGAGAAUGGCCAGGCCAAGCUCGUGAACCUCAUCUACGUGCAGCGCCACCAGAAGAGGACGCCGGACAACCUGGUGCCCAACAACGAGAAUGUCUUCAACCCGCCGGCCGGGUGGGACUGUCGUGACAUCGACUUCCACUCCUACGCCACGGGCAAGGGCGUCGGUGCUGCCAACGUCGUCGAGGAGUUCGAAAUUGAUUCGUGGAACCCUUUUCUCGCCCGCAUCUGGAAUGGAACCUGCGAUGCGGGCCAGCUGACGGCAGGCGGCUUGAAAGACUCCCAGGCGCACGGCAAAGACUUUUGGGGCAUCUACGGACCAGCAGGCAAGGCACACUUCCUCGGCCCGGCUCCGACGGAAGAGCAAGUCUACGUGCGCACUAGCCCCGAGCCACGCACGAUGCAGGUGGCCGGUGCCUGGCUCGACGGCGCGGGCUAUCAGGACGGCCGGCAAUUCACCGUGCAUGUGAUGCCGAGCGAAAUUGACAACAUCGUACCCAGCUACAGCUGCUCCUACGCCGACAGCCUCCGCAGCCAGAUCGAGUCCGAACAGCCGUGGAAGGAGCAUCUGGCGAGCAAACAGAGCCUCUUCGACGACGUCAAUGCCGUCCUGGGCACGGGCCAAGACGGGGGUUGGAACAGCUGGAUCGACCACGCCUUUGAUUUUCUGUCCUCGCGCCAAUGUCACGACCACCCUUUGCCGACGAACCCAGCCAACGGAAAGAGCAUCUCGCAGAAGACGGCCGAUGACGUCUACGCCGAGGGCAACUGGGAGUACAACUACAUCUGGAACAAUGCGACCAAUGCAGACGAAUACGUCAAGUACCAAUUCGGCGGCUUCGUCCAAGAGCUCGUGCGCAACCUCGACAGCAUCCGGUCCGGCCACGCUGCACCGAAGCUCAUGGCUUACUUUGGCCACGAUGGGACUAUGGUGCGCCUCUUCAAGACGCUGGCACAGGCCGGCAACAUUCUCUGGCCUGGACUUGGGAGCGAGGUCGUAUUUGAAGUCUGGCAGGACAAGGCCGGCAGCAAGUUCAUGCGCAUCUUGGCAUACGGAAAGGUCCUCUCGUCCAAUGCAAAGGGUCUCACGACCAAGGAUGGGCCCGCCGAUGCGGCGUGGACACCUCUCGAAGACGUGAUCCAGUAUCUCGAGGGCCGUGUGCCCAGUGACCUGUUUGAGAAGUGCUCACAGUGACCCGGACAGAUGGUCUUCGAUGCAAUGGAAUGGACUAUUUUUCUUUUCAGGGGUGCGACGAGAGAGAGGAA